Monoraphidium neglectum is the source of this 285-nucleotide messenger RNA. Its product is annotated as glutamate--cysteine ligase. The coding region runs from base 1 to 285 and encodes 94 amino acids. The transcript has 2 exons. Gene Ontology annotation, molecular function: glutamate-cysteine ligase activity. Lineage: Eukaryota; Viridiplantae; Chlorophyta; Chlorophyceae; Sphaeropleales; Selenastraceae. The record is from RefSeq and is a predicted model, not a curated record. Gene Ontology annotation, biological process: glutathione biosynthetic process.
AUGCUGCAGUCGGGCUGGCUGCGGCGGGCUAUUGCAGAGGGGACGGUCGGCGUCCAUGGCCUGCGCACCCCCUUCCGCGGCGGCACCGUGCGCGACCUCUCCCUCAAGGUCCUCGACAUCGCGCGCGGCGGCCUCGAGCGCCGCGGCCACGACGAGGCCAGCUUCCUAAAGAGCCUGCAGGUCAUCGCGGAGAGCGGCAAGACGCCGGCGGACGCGCUGCUGGAGUUGUACGAGGGCAAGUGGGGCCGCAGCGUGGACCCCUAUUACGACGAGCUGCAGUACUGA